AUGGAGGCGGUGGCCGCGGACCAGCUGCCGAAGGCGCGGGACAUGCUGCAGGAGAUCGCGGAGCUGGCGUCCUCGUUCGGGUCCUCCCCGGAGCGCGUCGCGGCCUACUUCGGGGACACGUUGUGCGCGCGCGUGCUGAGCUCCUACCUGGGCGCCUACUCGCCGUUGCUGGCCGCCAGCCCGCUAGCCGCCGCGCAGAGCCGCCGCGUCUCCUCGGCCUUCCAGGCCUACAUCAUGCAGGGGCUGCACUGGCCGGGCCUCUUCCACAUGCUCGCCUCCCGCCCCUGCAGGCCACUCUCGCUCCGCGUCACCGGCCUCGGCGCCUCGCUCGACGUCCUCCAGGCCACCGGCCGCCGCCUCGCCGACUUCGCGGCCUCCCUCGGGAUGCCGUUCGAGUUCCACCCCAUUGAGGGGAAGAUCGGGAAAGGAAGAUGA
Messenger RNA from Lolium perenne, 435 nucleotides. Its product is annotated as scarecrow-like protein 23. Lineage: Eukaryota; Viridiplantae; Streptophyta; Magnoliopsida; Poales; Poaceae. The record is from RefSeq and is a predicted model, not a curated record.